Molecule: messenger RNA, 1824 nt
Organism: Coffea eugenioides
Lineage: Eukaryota; Viridiplantae; Streptophyta; Magnoliopsida; Gentianales; Rubiaceae
Exons: 4
Coding region: 1-1824 (607 amino acids)
Source: RefSeq, a predicted model, not a curated record
AUGCCGCCUGCCAAGAAAGCGGAAUUUCUGCGUUCUCUGCGAGAAGCUAGAGCUGCGAAGAAAAAACAAAGUCUUUCCUUCCCUUGUGCUCAACAGAUUCUGCCUUCCUGUGUGGAGUCUUCUAUUUGUUUGACAUAUAAUCAUGAUAAACCUUCUGAAACCCAUAAUCACAUUCGUGUCCUUUCUAAUGCACUACAAAAUGGAGAAUGCUUGGUUUCAGUCAACAGUGUUAUUACAGAUGCUCGCCACUUGCCUUGCAUUCAUUCUCCUGUGUCUAAUCCCUCCAACCAUCAUGUUUUGUCAUCUUCUAGAAAAAAGAUAGCUUCCAGUAAUGCACCAUUCCGUAACAAAGGAAGAAAACGCAAGCGUGAUCAGCCAAAUCUCUCUAUUGUGAACAAUAUUUCUAAUGUAUCUUUGGUUUUGCCUGACGCUCCUCCUUGUGGCCAUUGUGGAGCCAAAAGAUUUCAUUUGGAACCUCCUACUUUUUGCUGCUCUGGAGGAGAAAUUUCCCUUGUGGCUCCUCCUAUGCCUUAUGAUUUGAAGCGCUUAUUUAUUGGUAAUGACGAUGAAAGCUUCCAUUUCAGAAAUAAUGCCCGCACUUACAACAAUAACUUAGGCUUUACAUCAUUUGCUGCUAAAUACGAUUCUGAGCUAACAAAGAACAUGAAAGGUGUUUACACCUUCCGUGUUCAGGGUCAGGUUUAUCAUUUUUUAAAUUGCCUUCUUCAGUCAAAUGAUAGAGCAUCUGGGAUUCAACUCUACUUUUUUGACACUGAUGAAGAAUUAGCAAAGAGGAUUGUUGCCUCUGAUAAGUUGCGAGAAAGUAUUUUAAGACUCCUUAUGCGCAUUCUUAGCGACAAUCCUUAUGCUAAAUUCUUCAAAAAUUUAAGGCAUAUUCCAACCAUUGACAACCUUAGCAUUGUGCUUAAUUGUUAUCCCACCCUUGAUCAGCGAGUUUAUAAUCUUCAUUCUGUCUCCCAAGUUGCGGCUAUAUGGACUGAAGAUCAAAAUGAACCAGGCCAUACGGGAGCUCAUAUUCAGGUUUAUACGCAUUCAAAUAGCAGUUGUAAAAUUAAACAUUACUAUAGCUGCUAUGAUCCAUUACAAUACCAUAUUCUUUUCCCACGUGGUGAAUGCGGAUGGCACCCUGGGAUUAAAAGAGCCCAAAAAAGAAAGAGAAACGAUGCUUCUUGUGAGGAAGAUAUCGAUAUUCAUCCAGCUUCGGUUAUUUCUGCGUCGAGCUUAAUGGACCCUGCCAAUCGUGCAAAAAAUGAAGAGGACAAGGUGUCAUCUAGAGAAUACUAUUGUUACAGAUUUCAAAUGAGGGACAGUGAUGAUUCGAUGUUGUUGCACUCACUUAGAUUGUUGCAACAGUAUGCAGUGGAUGCUUCCUUUAUAGGUGGACCAAGGGACAUGAGACGGCGAUAUCUUGAUGCAAUGUCCCUUGUGCAAAAGUAUGGAAAACCAGACAUCUUUCUUACUAUGACCUGCAACCCAGCAUGGAAGGAAAUUCAGGACAAUUUAAAGUACCAUGAGAAAUCUCAGGAUAGGCCAGAUCUUCUAGCUAGAGUCUUUCGGGCUAAAUUUGAAUUGCUUAAAUCAGAAGUUGUGAACAAGCAAAUUUUUGGUGAAGUCGCAGCAUAUGUCUAUGUGAUAGAGUUCCAAAAACGUGGCUUCCCACAUGCUCAUCUGCUAUUAAUUUUGAAGCUUGAAUACAAACUCCUAAAUCCCGAGUCAUACGAUAGAGUAGUCUCUGCUGAAAUACCUGAUCGUUUGCCUUGUUGUAAAGCACAUGAUUCAUGGUCCUUGUGGCGAUCUCGAUAG